UCUUCUUUCUGUUCAAGUGCCAUUUCGUUGCAUGCAGUGCAGUCUAUAAAACAGAAUGCGUUCUCAGCGGGUCUCGAGUUUCCUAUCACUUAUCGUCAUUCGUAGCGUAUAAACAUAACAGCACGCGGUCAUUAGCUCGAUUCAUAUUGUUUACGUAUCCGUCUGGCACAUGGGAGCGCGGCAGGAUCGCAGCUAAAAUCGCGUUGGUGUCGUCUGGUUGGUCGUAAAAGAGUACGGGACCGCUCGGGAUCGUUCGUGGCGUCUCAGGCGUCGUUGGAUAUUCGCGGGAGCAUCUCGACGAUACGGGCGCGCAAAAAUGUCAUGCAGCUACGCGGACGGGUUAUCGCCGUACGAAAACAAAGGGGUGCUGGGACAGGAGGAGAGAUACGACACCGCGGAGACGCUUCGUCUGAAGUGUGGCCUCCUGGCCGACUGGAUACAAGGCGCCCGUCAUGUCGUGGUGCAUACCGGCGCCGGUAUCAGCACCGCCGCGGGUAUUCCUGACUUUCGGGGUACAAAUGGUGUGUGGACAUUGGAGCAGAAAGGUUUGAAACCUUCAAUGAACAUUUCCUUUGAUGAAGCAAUACCUACAAAGACCCAUAUGGCUAUGAAAAAGUUGAUAGAAAGCAAAAAAGUGAAGUUCGUUAUAAGCCAGAAUAUUGAUGGACUGCAUCUGCGAUCGGGAAUACAGAGACAGUACCUUGCGGAGUUACACGGAAACAUGUUCACGGAACAAUGCGACAAAUGUGGCAGGCAAUUUAUUCGUAAUUUCGCCACCAAGAGUGUGGGAAAAAAGUCCCUGGAUACCGUCUGCAGAUCUGAACAAAUAGGCGGUCGCCCUUGUCGCGGCCGGAUGCACGACACCAUUCUCGAUUGGGAGCACAAUUUACCGGACAGCGAUUUGACACUAUCUGACUUGCAUUCCAGCGUCGCCGAUCUAAGCAUAUGCUUGGGAACCACGUUACAAAUCAUUCCGAGCGGUAAUCUACCUUUAUACACGAAGAAAUACGGAGGUCGUCUUGUCAUAUGUAACCUGCAGCCGACGAAGCACGAUAAGAAGGCCGACCUGAUUAUCAACGGCAACGUCGACGAGAUAAUAAUCACCGUGAUGAAGAAGCUGGGACUGGAGAUACCGGAGUACGAGAGCAGCAUGGAUCCGACGCGAAAUUCCGACACGACCGCCAAAGAGAUGGACUGGACGAUCCCGACGAGUAGAAUAAAGGAGAUGAAUGUGCUGUACAAGAAGGUGUGCAAGCCGAUGCGGAGGAAACGGAAAACGUUCAUGUACGAGCGCGAGAGGACGGACACGACGAAGAGGGAGACGAAGGCCAGGAAGCAGGCGUUCACGGUGAAGCAGGAAAUCAAAACGGAGGAUAAUAAUCUGGCCGCGACCGGUGGGAUGUACAAGGCCGAGGAUGAUCGUGUCGUACCCGAGGGGAAUCCCGUCAAGACGGAAGAGAACACGGUGGACGUUGAGACAUGUAGGUACUCGGUGGAGGACGUCACGACGGUCGAGCACAGCACAAAUAUGGAAAUGAACCAGACGGUGUAGCAAGUUUGGACCGGGCGUUGAUUUUUUCCAUUCUAUACAUAUAUUUCGAUUACUCUCAGUGUACGCUGUCGUUACUUAUGAGUGCAUACCGAUUGAUAUUCAUUCAAUGAUAAGAUACGUCUCCGAAAGCGGAAUAUAGGUUUAUAUCUAUUAAGUAGAUCUCUCUCUCGCCCAAGACGUAGCUCCGUAUUCUGAACUCUCUUUCGUCGAUGAAAGCGCGCUUCUCUAAAAGUGGCUUGGGAAGCACUCGAUCGGACGGGGAGCUACAUUUCGAACACUUUUGUAUCGAUAAAAGAGACUUCCGAAUACCGGCUGUACUCAUCACACAUUUAGCAUUAAAUACUAGUGCUGUCCGUCUCGACUAUUCGAGUACCUGGGUCUUCCUGGAUUAUCCGGCCACCCGGAUAACCGGAGACCUUUCGGGUGUCACCCGGAUACUCGGGUAACUGAAUAUACAGUUAAUUUCGGACGAGUUACAAGUUAUUGAUUGCUCGAACGAUGACAAGCGAGCGAAUAUAUCGCAGAGUCGUAUCUACUUGUUACUAUUUUCCGGCUGCCGGAGUAAUAUCCGCGAUUGAGGAUGUCGUCCGGGUGCUCGGGUAGUAUCCGCGAAUGUGUACACUCGGGUACACCGAAAUAACCGGAUUAUACUGACAACAAUAUUAAGUACGGCAAUCUUGUUCUUUUUUUUUCUUCUUUUUCUCGCAUAACUUCUUCCACACGGAAGUCGAGGGUUGGAUAGUGUGUAAACUGUUGAGCUGUAACACGUUCGUUGAUUUUUGUUCCUAAGUACUUAAACGCUCUUGUCGCGGCCCCGUUCGGGCCGAAUAAUAAUCAGCAAUGAUGUAAUCAAUCAAACUAGGUUAAUUUCAGUUCGGUUCUCCGUCUCCGGCCGUUCGUGCAGCGCGCUUUCCCGACCGUCUUCUUCCCGAGAGCUUUCGUGUCUUCGAAAGGUUUAACGUUAAAUGUGCAGCGAGAGAAUACGGAUAUUCAUUGAUUUUUUCCAUUGAUCACGUAAACGUCAUUCCCACUGUCUGAAGGCCCGGAUCUGUUCCAGCAAAUUGUCUGUAUAUAUACAUAUUCGUCUCGGUAUCUGUUGAAGUUGCGUUCCUCGUGGUAUCUGCUUUUUACAACUCGCCUACGUAUUUACGCAUACGCAUAUUAGACAACGCGGG
Molecule: messenger RNA, 2727 nt
Organism: Dinoponera quadriceps
Lineage: Eukaryota; Metazoa; Arthropoda; Insecta; Hymenoptera; Formicidae
Gene: Sirt6
Product: NAD-dependent protein deacetylase Sirt6
Exons: 7
Coding region: 317-1552 (411 amino acids)
Molecular function (GO): NAD+ binding
Source: RefSeq, a predicted model, not a curated record